Molecule: messenger RNA, 1154 nt
Organism: Tinamus guttatus (white-throated tinamou)
Lineage: Eukaryota; Metazoa; Chordata; Aves; Tinamiformes; Tinamidae
Source: RefSeq, a predicted model, not a curated record
CCGUCUUGGAGCCAGAAGCAAACCAGAUUCGUGCAACCAUUUUAGACAUGGCCCACUGUAUAAGAACUUUCACAGAAUAAAUCUCAGAUUACUCCAGGAAAUUAGUUGGAAUCGUUCAGCAAAUAGAAGGAGGAGAACAAAUAGUUGAAGAUGGAGUUGGAAUGGCCCAUACUGAACAUGUACCGGGGACUGCGGAGAAUGCUCGCUCGUGUGUCCGAGCCUAUUUUUCUGAUCUUCAUGAAACCCUUUGUCGUCAGGAGGAAAUGGCCCUGAGUGUUGUUGAUGCUCAUGUGAGGGAGAAGUUGAUUUGGCUUAGACAGCAGCAAGAAGAUAUGACCAUCCUGUUGUCACAGGUUUCGACAGCUUGUCUUCAUUGUGAAAAGACUUUACAACAGGAUGACUGCAGAGUAGUGCUGGCCAAACAGGAAAUUACAAGACUUCUAGAGACAUUACAAAAACAACAGCAGCAAUUUACAGAACUGGCAGAUCACAUCCAGCUGGAUGCUAGCAUACCUGUCACCUUUACAAAGGACAACAGGGUGCAUAUUGGACCUAAAAUGGAGAUUCGGGUUGUCACUUUAGGACUGGAUGGAGCUGGCAAAACAACUAUUUUAUUCAAGUUAAAGCAAGAUGAAUUCAUGCAGCCAAUUCCAACAAUAGGUUUUAAUGUUGAAACAGUAGAAUAUAAGAAUUUGAAGUUUACUAUUUGGGAUGUAGGAGGAAAGCACAAACUGAGGCCAUUGUGGAAGCAUUAUUAUCUCAAUACGCAAGCGGUGGUUUUUGUUAUUGAUAGCAGUUAUAGAGAUAGAGUCAGCGAAGCACACAGCGAACUUGCAAAAUUAUUAACGGAGAAGGAAUUGCGGGAUGCCUUGCUCUUGAUUUUUGCCAAUAAGCAGGAUGUAGCAGGUGCACUCUCCGUGGAAGAAAUUACAGAACUGCUGAGCCUCCACAAACUCUGCUGUGGCCGGAGCUGGUACAUUCAGGGUUGUGAUGCCCGGAGUGGUACGGGACUUUAUGAAGGAUUGGACUGGCUUUCAAGGCAACUUGUGGCUGCUGGUGUCCUGGAUGUGGCUUAGUUUCACAGCAGUUGCAAUCUAAGGUUGUAGUUAACUUGGUUUUGUUUGCACGAUUUAGGAUGUUGUAGAUGGGCCUGC